Molecule: messenger RNA, 1050 nt
Organism: Trichoderma asperellum CBS 433.97
Lineage: Eukaryota; Fungi; Ascomycota; Sordariomycetes; Hypocreales; Hypocreaceae
Source: RefSeq, a predicted model, not a curated record
AUGCCCAACGGUCCUCGUGUGAACCGUAGGACGAUCAACGUCGGGGCAGGCCAGCUUCCAUCACCUGCCACCAAGCUCAUCAUCACUCAGAUACUCAAAACUAGUCAAGAUCAUCCAUUCUGGGCGUGGAUCAUUGUUGGGGCGUUUUACGACAAUCAGGAUCGCAUCAUUUGGAGCACAGAGUUGUUUGUUGCCCACCUUGACAUUCAGUUCGAGUCGGACGAAGAGGAAGAUUCGGAAGAGGAAGAAGGCCGAGAUACAGACAUUAGAGCUGGAUCUGAUUCACCACCUGCUUCCAUCAUGUCUGGAGGCUGGAACCCCAUCACCGGCCGCGACUCGGGAUCCGGCCGUCCCGCAUUCUCCCCGUACGGAGCUCCUCAGCCGGCCCAAGGCCAAGCAUACAUCCCUCAUGCUGGCGGACCAGGCUACAACUUUGGUACAGUGCCUCAGUACACCACCUGGCCUAACACGGCUUACGGAUACUAUCCUAUAGGCGCCGCCCAAGGCUUCCCGCAGUACGGAAUGCCUGCUCAGGGAGCCUUUGCCGGCUUCCACGCUCCACAGACAUUUGCCUAUCAGCCUAACGGAACAGGCAAUCUCCUCCCUCGCCAACCACAGCCUUAUCCCAACAUCGAUCCCACAAUGCCGGCUGCCCAAAUGACAAACACCACCGGCGGCACGGGCUGCGAGCCGGGCUACAACUACUUCUUCCCCGCAGAGCACACCAAAGCUCACAUAUUCAAGACCAACACUCCCCCAUGGCAGCUCCCUCCCACGGCACAGAUCCCUUUCAAAGCAGCACAUAUCCCGUGUAACACCACCAUGGCAGAACUGCUCAAGGGGUUUGGUUGCACUAAUCAGACGCCGAAAAAGAACAAGUGCUUCGAGGUUGUGAGCGGAGGAGGGGGGAAGUGGUACAAGGGGCUGGAGGUGAAUGGCGCGGACAAGGAUCUGCUAAAGAAGACGAUUAAGGACGUGGGAUGGGAUUCUACGCGGACCGGCAAUCCGAAUGAGAAGCCGGUGGUUUGUUUGUGGUUUUGCAGAGACUAG